Molecule: messenger RNA, 3248 nt
Organism: Drosophila subpulchrella
Lineage: Eukaryota; Metazoa; Arthropoda; Insecta; Diptera; Drosophilidae
Gene: Phlpp
Product: protein phosphatase PHLPP-like protein
Exons: 5
Coding region: 275-3145 (956 amino acids)
Molecular function (GO): protein binding
Source: RefSeq, a predicted model, not a curated record
UGUAGGAGUAUUACCAAAUUCAAACAGGUGUCUGUUGCCACAUCGCGGGAUGUUCCCAUAAAAGAACUAUUAAUUGCAAGCGAUAAAUGGUAUAAGUGAAUAUUCUACCAUUGGCUGAGUUUCAUAAAUUAAAAGUGCAGUGGAUUACCCCUUGAAAACAUAUGAAAUCCGAGACGAUCGUCAGUUGGUGGGUGUUCGUUGAUGCAUAUCAAAGUUGUAGUCUUACCAAGAGCUCGAAAAAACAAGAAACCCCCGAGACGAGAGGUCCGAAACAAUGCUCAAAGCCACGAGGAAGCCAGCGGAUCCAUACAAAUCGAAGCUGAAAGUUAGUGCCAGCCACAGUGGACCGCAUCCACUGCCCGUCGAGCUGGCGGAGGAGGAGGAGGAGCAGGCCUCCACCAGUGGCCAGACAUCCCCCCAAAAGCUCAGUCUGAAGGGUAGCCAACUGGGGGGCAGCAUCUUGAUUGGCAACUACAACUACUUGACCCAGCUGGAGGUAUGCGAAAACGAAAUGGAGGUCUUGGAUCUCAGUUCACUGGCUCAACUGGAGACGCUCAAGUGCAGUCGAAACAAGCUGAUGGAACUCAUCAUAAAUGCCACCAAUCUACAGACACUUGUAGCCGACCAAAAUUACCUGCACAACAUCUCCACAACGAACACCCAUCCGGUUCCGCUGAAGCUGCAGCGCAUUGACAUCUCGCACAACAACUUCGGUGAGCUGCCCAACUGGAUCGGAGCAUGUGCAUCCUUGUCCGCCCUGGACGCUUCGCACAAUCGCCUCGCCAAUGUGACGGGACUGCUGCGCAACUACAGGAUCAAUCAGUUGGUAUCCUUAAACCUGGCAUACAACGAUCUAAGGCAGCUGGACCAGUUGCCGGAGGCCUUUGCCAGUCUCCGGAGUCUCCAGCUGCAGAGCAAUGAGCUACCGAGUCUUCCGGACAACUUCUUCGCCGUGACCUAUGCCCGACUGGAAACGCUGAAUGCCUCCUGCAACAAGUUGGCCACUUUGCCGCGCUACGAGCAAAAUAAUCAUGCUGCCCUGGUGAAUCUCUCGCUGGCGGGGAAUCAACUUAACGACAGUAUAUUUGAGCCAUUGCACAAUGCCGCCAAAUUGAGGGUCCUUCAUUUGGCCUACAAUCGCAUUGGGGUUCUGCCCGCCGCCUGCGUCCGCAACUGGCCGGAACUGGAGAUCCUAGUAAUGUCCGGCAAUAUGCUGCAACAGCUGCCCGAGGAGGUGGCCACUCUGGGCCAGCUGAGGGUGCUCCGCUGCUGCAACAAUCUACUGCUCUGCACCCCCCAACUGGCCAAAUUGGGAAUGCUCAAGGUGCUGGAUCUCUCGCACAAUCAUCUGGAUCGAGUCAAUCUGCUGGCAUUGGUUCCCUCGAGGAAUCUCAAGUACCUGGACCUGUCGGGGAAUCUGCAGUUGCAGGUGGACGAGCAGCAGUUCAAGGUCUGCCAGACCCAAAGCCAGCGACACUGGAGCCUUAUAGACGUAUCCGGCAACAACAGAGCCGCCCUGCCCACCACCACCCUUCGGCAGGUGAAUGCCCAACGGGGUCAGAACAAGACGACGGGACCCUGGACCAUGGGUUUUGCAGAGACUCCGGGAUCUGGAGAUUGCCGCAAGCUUUCGGUCUGCCAGCUGCGAGCGGCCGACUACGGAGGUGCCGAUGAAGCCCUCUACGGGAUGUUCGAGGCGAUGGAGGGACAUGGCCGGGUGGCUCAGGAAAUGGCCCAUCUAGUGCCCGAACUGAUGAAGCAGGAGCAGUUGGUCAAGGACUCGGCGGUGAGGGAUUACAUGAAGUUCACCCUGCUGGCGGCGCAGCAGCAAUGUGGCAGUGUACGAAGUGCCGCCUUGUUCCAUCUCACCAGGACACGGGCUCCGUCGAAGGUGAGACCGCUGAAGAGCAAGCGCUAUGUGCUGCGCAUGGCCAGCACGGGAUGUUUGGACGCCUAUCUGAUACGCCGCACCUCCCAGUUGCGAUUGACUGAAUCGGAAGCCAUCCAAAAGGAUCAGAGUGUUUCCUUGGUGAUGCCAGAUCCCAACGUUUUAGAGCUCACCCUCAGCAACGAUGACGAGUACCUGGUAGUGGGCAAUGCCCAGCUCUGGUCAGUGAUGGACAUUGAUCGCGCUGCCCGAGAGAUCCGAAAGGAGGAGAAUGCCCUGCUUGCGGCCAAGCGACUGGUGGACAUUGCCCAGAGCUUUGCGGCGGCGGAGAAUCUCAGUGUGAUUGUUGUGCGUUUCCGGCAUCUGGGCACCGACGUGGACCAUCUCAUCCGGGAGCUGAAGCAGAGUGUGCGCAAGAAGCCUCAGCCGGUGUCCCUGCCCUCGUCCAGUGGAUCCGUUUGCAAGCGCACCUGCUGCGAUCGAAGCAACGCAUGUCGCCACCGGGCCAUCGAACAGGAGCCGCUGGCAGGACGAUCCUCGCCGAGUGGACAGAGCGAUCGCGAUCUGUUGGCCAAGGACAAGGACGAUGAGUUCGUCCUGGCCCAUGCCCGCGUCCUGCAGGAGGAGCAACAACUGGAGAUGCUGGACGAAACGGAAUCGGUACUCUCCGAGGAACAGUUCAAGUGCUGGGAGUACAUGUUGGAGCAGAAUACCCAACUGUUGUUCGACAAGGAACUGAACACCAUUUCCAAGUCAUUCACGAAACAGCGAACCGUUCCCAAUGCCAUUAUGGCAGCUCCUGCUGCUCCGGAUCGCAACGAUUUCACCUCGAAUCUGAUGCGCAGUGUCACCAACAAGUUCAUCUCGUCUAGCACUCCGCAAUUGCCCCAGCCACUGGGCUCCCCCAUAGCGAAUUCCGUGCCCCUGGGAUCAUAUCAACAGGUGAAGCAGCCGGUUCCCGGACACUUUGGCAGUGCCCUGUCCUUUCAGCAGGCCCAGAGUUACGGUUACAAUUUGUUCGAUGCCAAGCAGCGACCCAAGUUUACCGGAAACAAUGCAAAACGCUCCGGAGGACCGAAUUCCGCCUACUUUGGGUCACUUCAGCGACUGAUGCCCUAUAACUUUGAGUAUGAUUUUGCCGUGACCCAGGAGCGGGAGAGGAACAUCCUGGACGAGGAGGACCAGGACGAUGAUGAGUUCAACGAGCACGAGAGUCGCAUGCGAAAAUACUGGGGAGUGGCCACCACGGAACUCUAGAGUCUAGAGUAAGGAAUAUUUUCACCAGGGUAUUUACCAUAAGUUCAACUGUACAACUUUUAUUAGUUUUUAUAGCGUUAAAAAGCAGACUUGGGAGUCUUCA